Pungitius pungitius (ninespine stickleback) is the source of this 2074-nucleotide messenger RNA. It is a transcript of the gene cyp24a1, whose product is annotated as 1,25-dihydroxyvitamin D(3) 24-hydroxylase, mitochondrial. Gene Ontology annotation, cellular component: mitochondrial inner membrane. The transcript is spliced from 12 exons. The record is from RefSeq and is a predicted model, not a curated record. Gene Ontology annotation, molecular function: heme binding; monooxygenase activity; iron ion binding. The coding region runs from base 198 to 1739 and encodes 513 amino acids. NCBI's taxonomy places the organism in Eukaryota, Metazoa, Chordata, Actinopteri, Perciformes, Gasterosteidae. Gene Ontology annotation, biological process: C21-steroid hormone biosynthetic process; cellular response to peptide hormone stimulus; cholesterol metabolic process.
GAAUGGUGGGCUCGCCGGCCACACCAUGCAGCACCGGCCGCUGAUUGGUCCACUUUACGCAGGAAUAAACACUCUGAGGGUAUAAAUGUCCUGGUGAGGUGAGAAACUCCCCGAGAUAAAAGGACACGAAGGGGAAAGAACAAGAGCCACUAUUGAACGAUAAAGAAUUCAGCUAUUUUUAGGUUUAAAGUUUCAGGAUGAGGGUGCAGAUCCAAAAGGUCCCUCAGAUCGUCGAGUUUCUGAAGAAGAAGCACGUCGGGAUGCAGCACUUCAAACCCACGUCGUCGGUGUGCGUCCUGGAGGAGAAGGAUGCUGCGGAGGCUGCGGGGUGCCCGCACGCCGCCUCCAGGGCGCGCGGCCUGGACGCGAUCCCAGGUCCCACCAACUGGCCGCUGGUCGGCAGCUUGUUCCAACUGCUGCGCAAAGGAGGGCUGACGAGGCAGCACGAGGCGCUGGUUGACUAUCAUAAGAAAUUCGGCAAGAUCUUCCGGAUGAAGCUGGGCUCCUUUGAGUCGGUGCACAUCGGCGCGCCCUGCCUGCUGGAGGCGCUCUACAGGAAGGAGGGGAACUACCCCCAGAGGCUGGAGAUCAAACCGUGGACGGCUUACAGGGACAUGAGGGACGAGGCGUACGGGCUCCUCAUUCUGGAGGGGGAAGACUGGCAGAGGGUGAGGAGCGCCUUCCAGCAGAAGCUCAUGAAGCCGACGGAGGUGGUGAAGCUCGAUCGCAAGAUCAACGAGGUGCUGGUGGACUUCGUGGGAAGAAUCGGGGAAAAGAACGUCAGUGGGAAGAUCGAGGACUUGUACUUCGAGCUGAAUAAAUGGUCCUUUGAGACCAUCUGCCUCGUCCUCUACGACAAGAGGUUUGGUCUCCUGCAGGAUGAAGUCAACGAGGAAGCCAUGAACUUCAUCACUGCCGUGAAAACAAUGAUGAGCACCUUCGGCGUCAUGAUCAUCACGCCGGUGGAGCUCCACAAGACCCUCAACACCAAAACGUGGCAGGACCACACGGCAGCGUGGGACCGCAUCUUCAGCACAGCCAAAGUCUACAUCGACAAGAAGCUGAAGAAGAACGCCGUCAGAGACCCGGACGACCUGAUCGGUGACAUCUUACACCAGAGCUGUCUCUCCAAGAAGGAGCUGUACGCGGCCAUCACGGAGCUGCAGAUCGGAGGAGUGGAGACGACCGCCAACAGCAUGCUGUGGGCUAUUUUCAACCUGUCGCGUAACCCCGGCGCCCAGAGGAAGCUGCUGGAGGAGAUCAGAGAGGUGGUCCCUCCCGGCCAGGACCCCAGUGGAGAGCACAUCAAGAGCAUGCCGUACCUCAAGGCCUGCCUCAAGGAGUCCAUGAGGUUAUCGCCAUCAGUCCCUUUCACCAGCAGGACCCUGGACAAAGACACUGUGUUGGGAGAUUAUGCCAUUCCCAAAGGGACGGUUCUGAUGAUAAACAGCCACGCGCUGGGCUCCAACGAGGAGUACUUUGAGGACGGGAAGCAGUUCAAGCCGGAGCGCUGGCUGCGGGAGAACAACACCAUCAACCCCUUCGCCCACGUGCCCUUCGGCAUCGGCAAGCGGAUGUGCAUCGGCCGCCGGCUGGCGGAGCUGCAGCUGCAGCUGGCCAUGUGCUGGCUGGUGAGAGACUACGAGGUGGUGGCGACGGAUGACGAGCCGCUGGACGUGAUCCAUUCGGGGCUUUUGGUCCCCAGCAGAGAACUUCCUGUCGCCUUCAUUAAGAGAUGAGGCUUCGUGUCCAGCUCUUUGGGACGUGGUGACGGAGGAGGAGACCUCUGUUGCCGAGGCCCUGAUGGUCCAGUGACUCCGUGUAUUGCUGCUUUGUAAAUAGAAAAAGACACAUUAUUAUACAUGUAAUCAUGCCAUAAAUACCUCAAACUUAUUUAAAACUAUUACUUAUGACUGAAGAAAAUACCAGUUGCUGUGUACAAAUAGAAUGUUGUACCAAGGCAGCUGUGUAUUUAACGAUUUCUUACCCUUGUUCAAUAGUUUAUGUAUGUAAUAUAAAUGCAUAUGUAUAUAUUCAUUGUGUAUAUAAAGUGCCAUUAAAAUAUUUUACUUUA